Messenger RNA from Solanum pennellii, 2744 nucleotides. RefSeq names its product TBC1 domain family member 15-like. Lineage: Eukaryota; Viridiplantae; Streptophyta; Magnoliopsida; Solanales; Solanaceae. The transcript has 12 exons. The coding region runs from base 442 to 1761 and encodes 439 amino acids. The record is from RefSeq and is a predicted model, not a curated record. Gene Ontology annotation, molecular function: GTPase activator activity. Gene Ontology annotation, biological process: activation of GTPase activity.
UACCAAGUCAAAUGGAACAAAAAACAUCAAUAUUUCCUACACACGCGCCGCCGUCAGCGCGUGAACAAAUGUCCCAAUAAACAAAUAGCCUUCUGAUUUUCCAGUGUUUUCUCGCUGGAUCCCACGUCUUCCUCGUUAGCUCUGACUGUGAAAAUGUCACCGCCAGAACACUCAAAACGGUAGAACACCAUUCUUUACCAAAAAAAGAAAAAGAAAGUUUAGCUAAGUAUUUGGCAAUUAGGAAAAAGAUCAAAUUUUUAUGUUGAUUAUGGUGUGUUUCUUGAAUUUCUGUCAAAUGGGUAGCUAGAAAAACAAGUUUUAUGAUCUGGGGUUGUCUCAUUUUUUGUUUUUCUUGUUGAAAAUCUGAUCUGGGUUCUUGAGCUGCAGCUGUUGGGUUUCCAAGAUUGUUUUUUUUUUGUUUGGUUUGAGGAGUUUUCAAGAAUGUGGAGGGAUCCUGGAGCUCCUACUGAUUCUUUCUACCAGGUUCGCCCUGAAUGUACAAAUGUUCCAAAAACAAGAUUUAGAAUCAAGGCUGGGAAAACCUUAAGUGCAAGGAAAUGGCGUGCUGCAUUUACAUCAGAAGGUUAUCUUGAUAUUGGCAAAACACUGAGUCGAAUUUAUCGUGGGGGGAUUCAUCCAUCAAUUAGAGGUGAAGUUUGGGAAUUUUUAUUGGGUUGUUAUGAUCCAAAGAGCACAUUUGAAGAACGAGAGCACAUACGACAACGGAGGAGGGUCCAGUAUGCUGUACUGAAAGAAGAAUGUCAUGCAAUGUUUCCCAUGAUUGGAAGUGGUAGUUUUAUUACUGCACCUGUAAUUACUGAAAAUGGUGACCCUAUAGUAGAUCCUAUUACUCUCCAAGAGGCACAAGCAGCAAAAGAAUUAUAUUCAGGUGGUCAACGAAACGGUAAUCCUGGAUGUGAAAUGGUAAAGGAGCAUGACAAAAGAAUAAUCCAGUGGAAACUCUCAUUACACCAGAUAGGACUUGAUGUUGUUCGGACUGACAGGACACUUGUCUUUUAUGAGAAACAGGAGAAUCUAUCCAAGCUUUGGGAUAUUCUGUCUGUUUAUGCUUGGUUUGACAAAGAUAUCAAUUACUGUCAAGGAAUGAGCGAUCUCUGUUCUCCCAUGAUUAUUCUUCUUGAUGAUGAAGCCGAUGCAUUUUGGUGCUUUGAACGCCUAAUGAGGAGACUGAGAGGGAAUUUCAGAUGCACCGAGAGGUCUGUCGGAGUAGAAGCUCAGCUGAGUAAUCUAGCUUCAGUAACACAAGUUAUUGAUCCUAAACUUCAUCACCACUUAGAGACAUUAGGUGGAGGUGAUUACCUGUUUGCUAUCCGUAUGCUCAUGGUUUUGUUCCGUCGAGAAUUCUCUUUUGCUGAUUCAUUAUAUCUUUGGGAGAUGAUGUGGGCGUUGGAAUACGAUCCCGACUUGUUUCUUAUGUAUGAAGACCCUGACUUAGCUGCUGCAAAAUCUGAAGGAUCUAAAGGAAGAGCAAAAUCAACACGCCAGUGUGGGAAAUUUGAGAGAGAAAAUCUGAAAAAUCGAAGCAAAGGUACUGAAGCUCCCCUCCCAAUUUCCGUUUUCCUAGUAGCCAGUGUCCUUAAGGACAAGAGCACAAAGUUGCUUACAGAAGCUAAAGGACUAGACGACGUUGUUCAGAUACUGAAUGACAUGACUGGAAACCUGGACGCGAAGAAGGCUUGCACUAGUGCAAUGAAACUUCACAAGAAAUAUCUCAAAAAGGCAGCCAAUGCCAACAGGUAACAAAACACAAAAGCCAAAGAAAGCGCGCUACGCAAUUCAUAAGCCAUGAAGGUAAUGUAAAAUGAAGCUUGUGAUGGUACUUCCCCUGUUCAACGUUGCAAGAGUACUGCUACACGGUAAUAAUCCUAUCGCGAUUUUCAAUAUUUAAUUCAGUUUUUUUUGGUUAUGUUGAGGAAGAGUUACUGUUUUCGAAUACAUUACUAUGGCUUGAUUUACUGAAGCCAAUGUAAAUUUCCAUUUUCAAUCCCCCAGCUCCAAUUUGGGAGUCUUUUUGUAUACCAAGACACAACACAUUUUUUUUUCUAGUUUUAAAUAAAAAACUAAUAUUUUUCAUAUUUGGAAAACAUUUCCUUAGUACCAAACACACCUUUAAGAACGACCAUUUAUUCAAACAUAUACGCAAUAAGAGGAGUUACUCAGAUGGUAAACAAGUUUUACACGCGAUGGUGUGUUUACUUACAUACGUACUGAUUAGAAGUAGCAUUCAGUGGGCUCGAUGUUGCAGGCGCGGGGGAGGGACCGAGCUCUCUGUGACAUGAGCUCGGGCUCCCGCGUCACCAUCGUUUUAAGUGCCAAGCAGCGGCAGUGAGUGUCAAUGUUCCUCAAUUCUUGGCAGCAUUGUUGGAGAUGUUCCUGUUGAUUGCGUAUCUCAUCGUCGUCUUCCGUCACCAUGCUUAGCUCGUUUCUUGAAAGGAGCAUCCUGCAAUAUUCAGUGACUGGUUGAGCCUAUGCGUGUGGAUCUGCUCUUGGCAGCUCCGUGAUCCUUGGUUUUCGAUAUCGUCCUCCGUCACGGAGUCCGUGACGGUGAACAUGUUGGCAGUUGUAACUGCCAACCAGAAGAACAAAAGAAGAGCAGCAAGUGAAAUUUUCCCCAUGGCAAAAGAGUGAGUGAUGUGUUUAUUUAUUUAUUUGUGAAUUGUGAUCGAUGAAUUAUUAGUCAAUUUUAUGUGGGUAUAAAUAGCAGAUUUGGAUGGUUUGCAUGA